AUGGACGUAGGCACGACGAGCUACCGGCCCCCGGAACUCAUGUUUGGUAAUCAGUGGUACAACACCAGUCUUGACAUGUGGGCAACUGGUUGUGUGGUUGCUCAAGUGGUGAGCUUGGGCUCUCAAACCUUGUUCGAUUCUGGUGAUCUUGGAAGCGAUCUUGCCUUGAUCAAGAGCAUCUUUUCUACGCUGGGAACUCCGGAUCUCGAGAAAUGGCCUGUAACCAAAAGCCUACCAGACUGGGGCAAGAUGGCCUUUGUACAGUACCCAUCCAAAGCUUGGACAGAGCUAUUACCCAAUGCUUCAUUGGAUGCAAUAGAACUGGUGCAAAGCCUCAUCGUCUACGAAAGUGGUGACAGGAUGAAAGCUGACGAAGUAGGUCUCAUCAUCUCCGAUUAG
Molecule: messenger RNA, 399 nt
Organism: Aureobasidium uvarum
Lineage: Eukaryota; Fungi; Ascomycota; Dothideomycetes; Dothideales; Saccotheciaceae
Source: the annotation of a GenBank genome assembly